Acinonyx jubatus (cheetah) is the source of this 6104-nucleotide messenger RNA. RefSeq names its product Ras association domain family member 3 (gene RASSF3). The transcript has 5 exons. Gene Ontology annotation, biological process: signal transduction. Bases 2700 to 3497 code for a protein of 265 amino acids. Gene Ontology annotation, cellular component: cytoplasm. Lineage: Eukaryota; Metazoa; Chordata; Mammalia; Carnivora; Felidae. The record is from RefSeq and is a predicted model, not a curated record.
UGUUUCAGAGAUUGCCAGAACCCUCAAAGGCAGUGGUGCUGCUUUACCCCACUACUGCUGGGGUUGGGUUCAGUGAGGUGGGUGAGGUUGGCCAGGAGCGCCAGGCCCCUGGGCGUUUUUGCACGGGGUUCUGCCUCCCUGGGCUCUCUUCUGUCAUUCUUUGGGUGUCCUAACUCACCCCACACCUCUGACUGUGACCAGCCUUGUAUCCCUGACACACUUCCUGUGACUUUUGUGGUUCUCACCCCAUCUACAACUAAGCAGGAGGGCAGGAGCGGAUUUCUGUAGAAAAAGAGUGUCUUUACAAAUUCCUGGGUGAAACCCUUCGAGGUAAUAAUCCACCAGAUUUUUAUUUGAAUUGCUCUAUCAUCUUUUAAUUACUCCAGAGUGCUUUCGCCUCCCUGGUAGGAAGGAGGAAGGUGAUUCCUCAGAUGAAACCAAAACCUGGGGCCGCUGAGGUGGAGCUGGAGGUACAGGUGUCUUUCUGAGAACGGAGGGCAGCAGUGGGGUAUCUUUCUCUGUCCUCUGUGUAUUGCCUGUGGUGUAGAAGAGUGAGUUCCUCAUACACACAGUAGUACUUCAGCUAAGCCUUUUAAGGGCUAGGAACAGACUUAAAAGAGCCACCUCGAGUGGAGCAUAGAGAAGGAGACCUCAGGAGAGGGGAUGGGGGGACGGGAACAAGAGUGAUAGAAAAUAGCUGAAGCUUGCAUCCCCCUUCAGACUUUUAAGUUUGUCUAAUUAAAAUCUUUCGUGGUCUGGACAUCUGGCCUGAAAGGACCGACGAGUCUCUCCCUAUUACUCAGACGAUAUGAGAGGGAGCUUUACAAGUGUGUUUGGACUAGUGCAUUAGUAAGGCUACACUGGGUAAGAAUAGAGGAUUUGCAAAUCCAGACCCUAAGGAGUCAAAUGUGACUUCCUGGACAUUCUCUUCCUCAACAAAUUGUCAUCCACACUUUUUAAUUGUGUUACAUGAAAACAUAGAACUUUAAGUUGCUUUCAAAUCUUUUAUGUGGUGGCAACUUAGACUCCUAUUAGAGAUGGCAAGGAAGAACACCAGGUAUCUUUUAGAUAAGCUUGCUUCUGAUCACUUCUCUUGGAGUGCUGGCCUAUAGGCACUUCUGAUUUUCUUGAGACACUCUGUCCCUGUUCAGAUUAGGUGACGACUCCUAUUUGCUUGUAAGCCUCUGCCCUUGACUUUCACAUUCCCGCCGUAGGUGGAGCUGGAGCCCGCUCAGCUUCCCAGAUGGGCUCCACCUGCCCCGUCCUGGUGGCUUCAGCAUUCCUUCGCGCUUCCCGUCUGGCUCACUUCCAAAUGAGCCUGCUCGUUUCCUUUCUCCGGAACCUACCUCCCCUUACAGCCAAGCUACAAGGGGUCCAUGACCACUCAAAUGAUGUGGAAGUCACAAGAUCUGACCUUUGGAAGAGCCUCUAGUGCCCCUGGGCUAACCUGAACUAGUGACGAUGGGCUCCAAGGCCACAAUUGUAAUUGCUCUUAGCCAAAGGAAGUGGCUGGCUGCUGAAUGACCCUUAGAGCCUUGAGCAGUGAGAUGAUUUAAUCUAGAAUUUAGGGUGGACAUUGUGUCACCGUUUGCCAUUGUAGUGUCUUUCUUCUCUCCUGGCUUCUCAGCGAUCGCUCAUAUUAUUGUUCCAGUUAAUUUUCCUAAUACUCAGUGGACUGACUUUGUAGGUACUUGAUUAGGACAGUGGUAUAGAUAAUACAGAAUAUUAGAAAACUGGGGCACCUGGCUGGCUCAGUUACAAAAGUGUGCAGCUCUUGAUCUCGGGGUCGUGAGUUCAGGCCCCACGUUGGGUGUAGAGGUUACUUAAAUGAAGACAAAAAUGUUAGAAACUCACUGCUGAAAAGGACAGGGACCAUAGUCCAAUGUUCUCUUAAUAAUCAGGGAAACUCCUUGAGGACCCACCUUCCUUUGGAAACCUGAGAAUCCACUGCGGCUUCCUUUCUGAGACCUCAGAGAGCUGGGCCUGAGGCAGGCCUGCUGACUCACCUGCAGCCAUGUUGUUUUUCUAAUUAUCAGAGCUGAUUAGCUGGAUUUGGAUGUGCUUGGCUCUGAGGGCUGUAAUAGUCUUCUUUCUUUCUUACCUAGCUCGCCUAGAGUUUGAGAAAGUUAAACCAGUUGUGAAAAUGUAUCACCUUUCAGAAAUGAACAGCAUCUUAAUUGACUCCCUUUGAAAGCACGUCAAACUGGGAUUGCUGAGGUUGGGUCUAAUCUGGUACCCCUUGAGGUUGGGCGCUCAGGCUGGGGCACUCUGAGGAGACUCGUCCACCUCCAACUUUGUUUUCUGGCUCCAAACAAACGAGUGGCUGUUUGACGAUUGGCACGCGACCCGGGUUUUGAAAGCACAGCCAUAUAGGGUAUUGCGGACUGGGAACCAGGGGGUUUAAAAAGUGAGGUCAUGGAAGGCCCAGAUGGGACUCUCUUCGUGUGGAUCACAACUGCAAUUAAUCUUAUUAACAUCCUGGGCCCGUGCCUGCUCUCACUGCCUCGGGUGUGUGAGGGUAUUUAAGGGGCAGGCUUUGAAGGACUGUCUCCUUUGAUGGUGCAGAUGCAUAACAGAAGCGUGUAAAACUUUGUAUCUGCUGUUAUAAAGGCCUUUUGUGUGCCCUUGCAGAUUCAUUUAGUUUGGAGAAGCAAACAGAAAACCUCGUGCAGAUAAGAUGUUGCGAGGCUGGGUUGCAAAUGCAAUCUUGUAGAUGCGGGCUCUGUGACCAGAUAGAAUCAGUUGAAAAGGAACCCCCCCCUCCCUGCCCCCCCAACAUAGAGCUAGUUCCAGCACUGUAUUCCAGAGUGAGUGGAAGACUUAAAAAUGCUGUCAGAUCACGGGGAGGCAGGAGCAGACAUAGGAAACAGCAAACCGUGGAGGUGUGUGCGGAUGUGGAGAAAGAGAAGGAAACCCACAAUUACCUCAGCAAAGAGGAAAUCAAAGAGAAAGUUCACAAAUACAACUUAGCAGUCACAGACAAGUUGAAGAUGACCUUGAACUCAAAUGGGAUUUACACUGGCUUCAUUAAAGUCCAGAUGGAACUCUGCAGACCCCCACAGACUUCUCCGAGCCUUGGAAAGCUUGCUCCCAGUAGCAAUGGCUGUACGAACACGCUUCACAUCAGCAGCACGAACACCGUGGGGGAAGUGAUCGAGGCCCUGCUCAAGAAGUUUCUCGUGACUGAGAGCCCUGCCAAGUUUGCACUUUAUAAGCGUUGUCACAGGGAAGACCAAGUCUAUGCCUGUAAGCUCUCAGACCGGGAACAUCCGCUCUACCUGCGUUUGGUGGCUGGGCCCAGGACAGACACCCUUAGUUUUGUUCUUCGUGAGCACGAAAUCGGAGAGUGGGAAGCCUUCAGCCUUCCAGAACUACAGAAUUUCUUGAGGAUCUUGGACAAGGAGGAAGAUGAGCAGCUGCAGAGCCUGAAGAGGCGCUACGCAGCCUACAGACACAAGCUGGAAGAAGCCCUCAGUGAGGUGUGGAAACCCGAUUAAGGCACCGGGUUCCCUGCCGCUCGGGAAGGAAAGGCGCAGGACCUGUGUACAAACCGGCGCAAGGGUCUCUCUCGUCGGAGGGCUGUCUUCUUGCCCCGUGACGCUAGGGUCUUCCCUCUUUGAUCGCUAGAUCUAGUUCCCAAAACCUGGUCACGCAGCGUCCCGCACCUUAGGCAUCUUCUGUAAGGGAUUCUGCAAGCUUGUUCUGUUACGGCACUGCGGUGUUACCUCUCGGCAAGCUGUGAAUCUGUAGUCUCAUCUGGAGCCAUCCAGACUGCUUUGAAGCAUGGACUCUGGGGUUUUUGUUUUUGUUUUUGUUUUUAAGUCCUUACUUUCCUUUAGUUACUUUAAUUAUGUGAUGAUGCUGUUAAGCUGAAGGAUGUGCAAAUGAUUUUUUAAAGGCUUAACAAGGAAUCUAUCUGAACACUUGUCCUGUGUUGAAACUACCUGUUUUUUGUUUUUUGUUUGUUUUUUGUUUAUGUUUUGUUUUUAGAUGUCAGAGGAAGCAAUCCAUGUGAACUGUAAGGCACAGGAAGCUAGGAACUCUGAGGACUUUGUGAAGGGUUUCAUAGGAGUUUGACAAAGGAAGUGAAGAGCAAGUUUGCAAGAAGGCGACAGUGGAAGUUGGGGAGCUCUGCAGGAAUGUGGUUUGGGUGAGGCGUUGAUGGUAGGAGAGAAAGGUGUAUUUGCUGAUGAGGUGGACGCAUUCGGUUUUGAGAUGUUAAACCCAUUGUAGUAUUGCUUGAUUACCUGGUGAGUAAAAUAUGGGAACAGAGCCAAAGAAAGUAGCAGCUAGACCAAAAGGAGGGACCUGGGAAGUCUGCAGCUGAGCAGAACAUUCCGGCAGGUGGACCUCGCAGACCCAUACAUACAGGAGUCACGCCGCUGGGGCUGCCCUCCCUGUGGACGGUCCCAGUGCUCUCUUCUCAGGGUGGUGGGACAAUGACCGUUUGCUAACUCUGUUAUGUUGUGGUCCUCCCCCCACCCCCCACCCCCGCCCCCCAGCUGUUUUCUGGAUUGAAAAGGAGUCUGGGUAGGGAGCGGCUUGUCAGGUAGAGAGCUCGCAGAAGCAUACUUUUGUGACAAUCACUCCCCUCUUUUCCCCUUUUCCUCCCCUUCCCCUCCCUCCCUUCCUCCUUCUCUGUCUCCCCUCUUUUCCUUCCCCCUUCCUCUUACAGUCUGUUCUGACAUAAGGUAGAAUCGGGAUAUGGAUUGUAUAGACCCUAGGACUACUUGGCUGUAGGGAGGAGGGUGGCGAGAAAGGGAGGGACCCCCCCACCCCCACUCCCACCCCCCACCCCCCACCGCCCCGCAGCUGAUCACACAAGAGGGGUUCUUUCUGGAAAUGCUUUCACAAACGUGCAUGUUCCUCCCAACCAAAGAAAGGCAUGUGCAAUAGGAGCCUUCCUGAAAGCAGGUAAAAUAACCCCAUUCUUUUUUCAGCAAUCUGAAAACAAUGGGAAAGGUGUGCUUUGGUUCUAGAGGGGCCUUGUGGUCUAUUUUAGUCUAGAUAUGUUUUGUUUAUAAAUUCCCAAGGAAUUGUCAACACUUUGGUGACACCUAAUGGAUUCUUUUUGAAAUUCCAAGGUGCUUCAUUUCUUUGCCUCUUACGUGAACUGUGCCUUUUAUCGCAUUUCUGUUCCCCUCUUGGUGUGGCACUUCUGACUCUUCAGAGCACACCCAUCUUGUUGGAGGCAGGUGUAAGUGGCGGUCAUGCCGUGCCACACACGAUACUGCGACAAUCGUAUCUUCCUAAGCUUUUUAAGGAGAGUUGGGGGGUGGGGUGGGGAAGUAGAACUAGCUAUAAAAUAUGUAUGGCACAACUUGUUUAAUUUUGCAUGUAACUUCUUUUUAGUGCCUCGAUGAGGUUUUAGUGACAUUGUCAUCUAAUACUUUACCUUUUUUGUUCAGGGAAUGCCUUCGUGAUUUUUAUACUGGUUUUACUAUUCAAGACUGUGGCUUGGGUUUGAGCGUACUGUUAUCAACCACCUGGUCUUCUAUUCGCCCAUCCAGUAAGCUUAUGUUUUGUGAAGCUUUUGUUUCUCCGAUUAAGACACUGUUAGAACCUGAAGUAGUAGCUGAUGGCUAUCUGUGAAGGAAAAAAAAAAACAGCUUUUUUUUUUUUUUUUUUGUACUUGAACUAGAUUGUCUAAAAUAGGCAUCCUCAUCCGCAGUACCCAGAACCUCGCUCACUGUUGUGUGCACUACAAUUUGCAAUUUGGAAAAGUUGCUGUAUUGAAAUUCUGUCAGUACGCAGUUCUUUGAAUACUGAUGUUCUCUCCCAAACACUGGUUACUGCAGCAGCGUUUUUCAUGGGCGAAAGAAGAAAGGCCACUAAGGCCAAAGAUUUUUAAAAAUCAUUGUACAAAUUCUUACGUUAAAUUAAACUAAGCUUUGCUGUAAUACUGUUUUCUCUUCAGUAUGUGAUGGUACAGGAAUGUUGUUAAAUGAAGGGUGUAGUGUUGCAGGGGAGCAUUUUAAAUCGCAGAAGUAAAAAGUUAUAAUAUUUAUAAUUUUGAUGAGUUUAUUUUUAUAGGGAAGAUUUUUCUUCCCUACAGUUGUUUCUGGAAUGGCAAAUUGUUUCCAUUAUUAAAAGUCGAAGUUGUU